Messenger RNA from Polypterus senegalus (gray bichir), 4780 nucleotides. RefSeq names its product centriolar coiled-coil protein of 110 kDa-like. Gene Ontology annotation, biological process: centriole replication; centrosome duplication; regulation of cytokinesis. The record is from RefSeq and is a predicted model, not a curated record. Lineage: Eukaryota; Metazoa; Chordata; Cladistia; Polypteriformes; Polypteridae. The transcript is spliced from 14 exons. Gene Ontology annotation, cellular component: centriole. The coding region runs from base 223 to 2766 and encodes 847 amino acids.
GAGGCGGUGUUGCCGCCGAAAGAUGGCGGCUUCCGAGAGGCGGGGUGUGUUGCUAUUUACCUCAUAAACGGACGAAUUUCCAGGGGUUUCAUCGUGCUCGCGGAAGACCCUGACAUAUUUCAAGUCAUAUUGCAUAAAAUAAGGAGUAUCUGUGCCUUUGUCGCGAGGCCAGUCAAUCGGAGGACGAGAGCACACGUGCUUUGACAUCUGCGGCUCCCUGUUAUGAAGAUGGAAGAUUAUGAAGAAUUCUGCAUGAAGCACUUGUCUCAUUUCCAAGGCGAAGGAAGGCCACAUUCCCCUGAUGCCUACCAGCAGGCACGACUGUCCCUCAUCCAGUUCCAUGGAAUGGCGGUCCUAGCACCCGUGUUGACCUCCGACCAGCGCCAGGAAAUGACCCAGUACAGGCAACGUGCUGUGGAGCUCGAAAUGGAGAGACAGGGAGUACGACGGAGUACGCUGUUGACUAGGGUUCAAAAGAUCCUCGACAGCGUGCAGGUCCGAAAAGGACCAAAAUCAGGAAAACAAGACUCCACUCCAGUUAGCUGCUCUUCAAAGUGCGAAACAAAGAAUGGCUUCACCCUCCUUCCUGAUAUGAACGGGCUGCCCAUAUCAAAAGUGGCUAGUGGAAGUUCUAGGACGUCUAAUGUGGAGCACACUGCUGAACAGCAGCUUCAUUCUGCUGCAACGUAUGCCGAGAAGAAGUAUCCCCUCACUGAAACUUCCUGCCAAAGGCUGGAGCAGACAGAGGAUGUAAAGAAUACUGGUGUGAGCCUCCACAGCUUGCUAAGAAAGUCUCGGGAAUAUGUAGAAUUGGAACAGGGCCGUUGGGAGAGCCGGGCUGUCCAGAAGUCGAUUCACGGUGAAAGCCUUUCAGAUAAGGAGAAUGAGAAUAGCAGUGCAACUGAGGACCCACAUGAAAAGAACUUGUUCUUUAUUCGUAAUAUGAACCAUGGCUAUGUCCCUGCUGGGCAAGAUUCCCGGACCUCUUCCUUUCCUGGAAUGUCUGCCAUUCAUAAUCGAAGAGGAUCUGAUUCUGAUAGCUCAGAGUUGAUUUCUAUUCUGCCCCGUAGCCUCACUGGCUCCUAUGCACGUCUGCCAAGUCCGGAGCCUAGUUUGAGCCCCAGGAUGCACCGCAGGCGGCCACGACCUCUGUCUGCAGGGAAUAUUGUCUUAACACAUCCAUUAAGUUGUACUGAACUUAGCCCGGCACCAGACAGAAUGCUGAAGAUACAACAAGGGGAGAGUCCUGUGCCUUCACAAUCCAGGCCUACAGUGCCGACUCCAGUGAGAGAAGCUGAGCUCACUGUGGCCCAGUCUACCAGCGAAGCAAUCAAAUUAAAGGCGGCUACCACGAGUAACAAGAGACACAGCAGCUUAGGUAUUGGCAUGUGGGAAGACGAGGCUAGCAGCUUUGCCAAUUUCCAAGAGACUGCAGGUUUCCGCCAGCGCUCGCACACAAUGGACAAUCAUGGCUCACUUGGCAGCCUCAAGAAUGGAAAACAGUCUUCCGGAAUUUAUGGAAGUCUGCCGAGAAGGUCUCAACCCCGACACUCCCCUGUCUUGCUCAAUAAAUCGUAUGAUGUAGAGAAUCCAUCACCCAUCCUUCUAAGGGCACAGCAAGGGUGCCCAGGAAUGAAAGAGGACCUGGACGCUACCAAGAGACAGCUAGACCUGGAUUCUCAAGGGAUGGUGGAUUGUGAGGAUCAGACAACCCAGGGCAACAAAGGAGAAGCAUUUGAGAGCGAGGUGAUAAUAAAGAGGCAGAUACUUGCUUUGGCAUCGGCAAGGCGUCGGAUGGAAGAGGAACAUGCAAUGCAGCUCUCGCUUCUGUUUGCUGAGCAGCAGAGAGAAAAAGAAAGGCUUGUGCAGGAAAUGGUAGAACAGGAAAGACACCUGAAAAAUGACAAGAGUGACUUAUCGGUUUCCAGUGAGAAGCACGAUGAACUUCCAGCAGACUGGAGAGCAAUUAGUGAGAGCUGUCCAAGUCGAAUGACCCUACUGCAAGAAGAGAUCCUGUCUGCCUGUAGCUCCGCUGGCAGUGGAUAUGUAGCCCAGCUGUGCCCUGGAUAUUCCUAUCCUGCCACUCAGUCACCUGCUCUACUUUAUGGGCCUCAUAGAGGCAGCAAGUCUUACCAUCACAUAUCUCAGGCCAUGAGCCCAGAGCUUCAUCACAGGUUUUGUAAGCUGACCGCUCUGGUAAAGGGCUUUCUAACUCGCAGAUUGUUGGAGACUGAAAAGGUUAAGCAUCUACGCAAGACAAUUAAGGAUACUUUGGAGUUCAUUGGCACAUUCCUGAAUGAAGCACCACAGAAGAGAGGAGCCAUUUCUGCUCAAGAUCUUUCUCUGCAGGAGAGGGUCCUGGCACAGUUACGGGCUGCACUCUUUGACAUACAUGACAUUUUCUUCUUGUUGCCACUCCAUGAGAGGCUUGGGCUGCUGCAGCAGGAUCGCCAACUGCGACAGGAAAGACGUCUGCGGGAACUGGAGAAAUCCAAGAAUGCACGGGAUAGAGUCACACUCUCAGCCGCCACCCAAAAAUUUCUUGACAGAAAGAAGCAAAUAAGAAGUACAGAAAUGCCUGCUCCAGCCAAGAAAGCCCAGCCAAAGGUAAAAAGCCCACCAACUAAUAGAAUACUUCAGCCAAACCAGGGGCAAAAUGCACCUCAACAGGGGCAAUUGUGUCGACAAGGAAGCUUGUGCAGGAAGACCCCUGAAGAGCGAGUAAAGCGUUCAGAAGGCAUCAGGAAGCAGCAUUCAUUGGGAUAAACGUUGAAAACGCAUUGCUCCACAUCAUUAUCUCACUCCCAAGAUAACUGGCCUUGACAUUUUGUGAAAUGGCAUCAUCCUAUUACAACAGCUAGAUCUGGUCGACUCUAAAAAUUAAACAAACAGAAAAGCGAGUCCUUAGCCCAGCAGAUGUGGCUUACCCAUUUGCCCUCCAGCCUAUGUGCCUCUGCAAGUGAACGAAAUGUUUGAGAGCCAACGCCACCCAGCAUUGCCAAAUAUUAGCCAAACAGAAACCCCCCAACUACCCUGAAGCGAUCCCAACUGUUUUCUGCUCACUCUUCUAGCAGCCCUGAAGAAUAUCAAGCUGAUGAAGCCUUUUCACGAAAAGCCACCGACGAGGCCGAACCUGAAGAUAUGCAGUACGGUACAGUAAGUACAAACGGGACAUGGACUCCGCUGUCACUUAAAGAAUGUUGCCACUCUACCUGAGCCUCAACUGCAGCUUAGAGAAGGGGGAAAUCUCAAAUCCAGCACUUGUGCCUGGGCUGCUCUGCACUGCCUUGUCUACAUGUCCCAGUUGCUGUUUCAUGCCUUACUGUGCAGAGUCCCUGGUGCCACCCGCUAAAAAAAAAAAACCCAGAAUGCAGUUGGAACAUCAACAGUAAGCCCUUACCCUGCUAUGGUGAACAGACUUGUCCUUCAUCGGCCUGUCAGAUCAAGCAGGUAUUCUCCAAAAAUGAAGUGCGAAAACCUGUGCUUACCGCUGUCCCCUUUCCGUUUUUAUGUUUUUCACCAAAUCGUCUGUUUUCCGAACUAAUGGAGAAUGUUGUCUGCUUUCUCCUGGUUAGUCACAGUCUGUCGGAUUCAUGUUUAUUACAGUGUAUGUGUGCCAUUUUUUUUACAUGCAAGUGAUUUUAUUAGAUAAUGUUACAAUGAUAGAGAUGUUUAUUUCCACGUUGAAAGGCCAACCUAAAGACACUGCAAGCAUUUUUGUUAUUUCAGAUGUGGUGCCUGAAGAAGGAGAUUUGAUUUUUUUUUUUUUUUGUCCUUAUAUGAGCUUGUAUAGAAUAUAAAUAAAACUACAAAACAACUACAACUCCAUUGCAUCCAUACUACCUAAGAAACACUGGCCAUCUAUUUAUGUGCAUUGAAAUACUGAAUGUAAGUACAGCCGGCCUCACUGGAAGGCGUCCCUUUAUCAGGCUGCCCCUUAAAUGUGUGGCCUCUUAACUCCUGUACACCUUUAGUCACGGCUUAGGGGACUCAUUCUGACAAUAAAAGUAUUUGUAUGAUUGGAGCUGCGAGACUCGUCCUCUAGUGCCAAUAUUGCGGUCAAUGAGAAAAGAAAAUAGACACGACAUUAGGAAUUAAUUGUAAUUGUAGGACUUCCUACUUCAUCUUUGGAAAAGCCAAAGCAAACUAAACAAAGCGCUCAAGAGGACUGUUUUUCAUGCAUAUGGAUACUAGUGAUCUGUCUCAAAAAUCUUUUGACGAUUCAAGUUUCCAUUUCUCCUCACAACCCAUGGAAGGAGGGCUUGUAACCUGUAAGCACUGCUUAGUCCAGAGCUACUUUUAACACAAACUGUGAUUGUAUAGUAAAGUCAUUUACAUUCAAUCUAUGCAUAGUAAGUCAGAGGAAUGUGAGAAAAUACUAAAAGAAUCAUUGCUGUGAGUACCAGAGCCUCGUCGGCAGGGGUAGGGGUGCUGAAGAGUACCGAAACUCGCUCAGCCAAGUCGAGAUGAACCAGACGCCCACAGGCAGGCACAUUUUGGGUCCACCCAUGACUUAUGCUCGAGUCCCAGAGAUGACCCUCUGUCUGUCAUGUCUGAGGGCAGCACAAGCUUUUUGGUUUUUUGUUUUUAUUUCCUCCCAAACAGCCUGCUGUAUUUCAGUGUUGGAUAUUUUUAAAAUUACUAUACUUGUAGUUCAACCUGAUAGAAACUAUUUAUUUUUUUGUACAAUUUUUUUUUGUGCGUGUUCCCGUUUAUAUGCAUGCUGUGACAGCAGUAAUAAACAUUUUGCCUUGUUGAAAUAAAUCACUGCUUCAAGGUA